UUUAUGAUUUAACCUUGUAUCAUUUCUAUUUCUGCUUCCUAUUCUCUCUCUCUCUCCCUCAUUUCUUCUUACACACAAAACCAUCUCUGUUAAGAAUCAAUUCCCAUAAUUUCCCCUCGGAUUUCGUUACCUUGGAUUCUUUCUCUAACCUUUCUUCUCAUUUUCAUCUCUCUGUAUAUUAUCAUUAGAUAUAAAUACUGUAUAUAUAUGUACGGAGAAUUGAUUUUCCCUUUCAAUUCUCUUCUAUUUUUCCUGUCUGUAUAACCAACCCAACUCGUUUCUCCAUUUCUACAUUCCUCUCCUUCGAUUAGACCCAGAUUUAAGCUAUUUCUUGAUAACUGGAAUCCUUGGGUCUCCUUUACAUUAUUAACUCAUUCUUUUAUUUUAUUAUAUUUUUCCCCAAGUGAUAGGCAUUUUGUUGUAUUAUACGGGUAUUGAAGGAUUGGUAAUGGUUUGGUACUUUGAUGUUUAAUUUAUUUUAGACAAAUUAGAGAGACGUUUUGGGAAUUUUUUUUUUUUUUCUUUCCGAUUAUUGGCAUUUUUCUGGAUCUGGAGGUGAUUUCAAGAUUUGGGUUUUCGAUGAUAUGUUAUUUGUGAAUGUGGAAUUGGGUUAAGCGGAAAACCAAGGAAGAUUAUCCUUUUGUAGGAUAUUUUUUAUUUUGAGUUUGUGGAAGGGUUAAUUUUGGUUUGGGAAAUUGAAUAUGGAUCAUAUCGUUGGUGGAAAGUUUAAGUUGGGCAGGAAGAUAGGUAGCGGAUCUUUUGGGGAGCUUUAUUUGGGUAAUUUUUGCACUCCUUUUGUUGGUUUUUUUUUUUUUUUUUUUUCCUCAAAUUAUUCUGUUGGUGAAAUAUGUUUUUUUGUUCCAGGAGUAAAUGCACAAACUGGAGAAGAAGUUGCUGUGAAGCUGGAAUCAAUAAAAACUAAGCACCCUCAGCUUCAUUAUGAAUCAAAGAUCUAUAUGCUUUUACAGGGUGGAACGGGAAUUCCCCAUCUCAGGUACUUUGGAGUUGAAGGAGAAUACAAUGCCAUGGUUAUUGACCUUCUUGGCCCAAGCUUGGAAGACUUGUUUAACUAUUGCAAUAGGAAGUUCACCUUGAAAACAGUUCUAAUGCUUGCAGAUCAAUUCCUUAAUAGGGUUGAAUAUAUGCACGCAAGAGGAUUUCUCCAUCGUGACAUAAAACCUGACAACUUCUUAAUGGGUUUAGGGCGUAAAGCAAAUCAGGUUUACAUCAUUGACUAUGGUCUUGCCAAAAAGUAUAGAGAUCUUCAUACACACAAACACAUACCAUAUAGGGAUAACAAGAACCUUACUGGCACAGCUCGUUACGCAAGUGUUAACACCCAUCGUGGAAUUGAGCAAAGCAGAAGAGAUGAUCUCGAGUCUGUUGGCUAUGUACUAAUGUAUUUCUUGAGGGGAAGCCUUCCCUGGCAAGGACUGAAAGCUGGCACAAAGAAGCAGAAAUAUGACAAGAUAGCUGAGAAGAAAAUGCUUACACCUAUUGAGGUGCUUUGCAAAUCUUACCCAUCAGAAUUCAUGUCGUAUUUUCAUUAUUGCCGAUCUUUGAGGUUCGAGGACAAGCCGGACUACUCAUACCUGAAGAGACUGUUCCGUGACCUCUUCAUUAGAGAAGGCUAUCAAUUCGACUAUGUAUUUGACUGGACUAUCUUGAAGUACCCGCACAUUGGUUCCAAUUCUAGAGGGCGACAACAAACUGCACGAUUGCCUUUGAACCCAGGACCAUCUGUUGAGAGAGCGGAAAAGACUCCAGUGAAGCAGGAAGUUCGAGAUAGGUCUUCUGGUGCUUUGGAGACAUUUGUUCGAAGGAAUCAUUCUGGUACUGGUUUGCAUGGUGAGCAUUCAAGGCACAGGUCAGCAGCGGCAGAUAUGACAUUAUCCAAAGACACGCAAGCUGAUGCUGAAAAAUGGCGUGGGUCUCGGGCUGGUAGCUCCUCAAGGAAGGCUGUAGCGUCAAGCAGCAAGCCGAGCUCCACUGAACCCACCGAAAAUCGAACUCUGAGGCUGAGUUCAAGUAGUGGGCACUUGUCCUCCGCCCAAAGAGUGCAGCCUGGAUACGAGUCCAAAUCAUCGUCUAUCACGCGUAAUGCUGCCACUAAAGGUGGCGGGCAGGACGAGGCACUUAGAAGUUUUGAGCUUCUGGCUAUUGGCACAGGAAGAAGAAAAUAAGCACACUCGGAGCUCUGUUUGUGGUAACUAAGCAAUCUUAUCUCUUCGUCAAAAUUGUUCCCCCUACCCUUACAUGCACAUAGCGGUGUUUUUUGCUCACCGAUAAAAUCGUUGAAUUUGGAUUUCCUACCAUUUGUAUCUGCCUAGAAUUCUUGCCAUUAACUUCCUUGUAAAAUCUCCAAAAUGGAUGAAGUAUCUCACUGAAGGGUACUUGAUUGUGCAUUUGGGACUAUUACCUUAUUUUAGCAAUUUUUAUGUAAUCUGUUGCGCAAGUAAUAAGGUUCUUUUAAA
Molecule: messenger RNA, 2474 nt
Organism: Ipomoea nil (Japanese morning glory)
Lineage: Eukaryota; Viridiplantae; Streptophyta; Magnoliopsida; Solanales; Convolvulaceae
Product: casein kinase 1-like protein 10
Exons: 13
Coding region: 702-2183 (493 amino acids)
Biological process (GO): signal transduction; peptidyl-serine phosphorylation; endocytosis
Cellular component (GO): cytoplasm; nucleus
Molecular function (GO): ATP binding; protein serine/threonine kinase activity
Source: RefSeq, a predicted model, not a curated record